UAAAGAUGAUGAUAAAUGGGAGGAUUAUCCCCCACGGAGUGAUGCGAAAAUGGAAGUGAAGAUCAAUUGCCACUGGGAGUGAGCGGUGAGAGGAGUUGACAACCUGUUGAUUGAAAACGUGUUUCGGGGGUCAGUUUUGAAUCUCGCUGACGCGAGAGGGAAUUCAAGGUCAAUAACCACGUGGAGUUGAAGUUAAAACUGCGGAAUUGAAAUGUCUGACCAAAAGGUCCUCGUGAUUGGAGGUGGUGGUCGUGAGCACGCCAUCACCUGGAAGUUAUCUGAAUCCCCGAAGGUCUCCAAGAUCUUCGUCUCCCCCGGGAACUGCGGUAUCGCAUCAGUCCCAAAAGUCUCCCUGGUCCCCCUGUCCAUAAAAGACAAUAAAGAGGUCGCCACCUGGUGCGUGGCGAACGCCAUCGACCUGGUGGUGGUGGGGCCCGAGGACCACCUGGCGAACGGUCUAGCCGACGAGCUCAAAAGCCAGAAGAUCCCCUGCUUCGGGCCCCAGAAGUCAGGAGCGAGACUCGAAUCCGACAAGGACUGGUCCAAGGUCUUCAUGGAUCGCCACGGCAUCCCCACCGCCAGGUGGAGGUCCUUCCAGUCCCCCCCGGACGCCAAGAGGUUCAUCCGGGACUCGGAUUUCCCCGCUCUGGUCGUCAAGGCCAGUGGAUUGGCCGCUGGAAAGGGAGUUGUCGUCGCCAAGGACAGGAAGGAAGCUUGCGAGGCGGUCGAGGACAUCCUCGAGGACAAGAGGUUCGGCGCAGCUGGGGAGACUGUCGUCGUGGAGGAGCUCCUCGAGGGGGAGGAGGUGUCAGUCCUCGUGUUCACGGACGGCAAGAGCUUCAGAAUUAUGCCAGCGACGCAGGACCACAAGAGGAUCUUCGAUAAUGACGAGGGGCCCAACACGGGGGGAAUGGGGGCCUAUGGGCCCUGCUUGCUGAUUGGGGAGGAGGAGAUGAAGGAGGUGGAGGAGAGGGUGGUGAAGAGGACUGUCGAGGGGCUCAGGAGCGAUGGGAUUGACUACGUCGGGGUGCUGUAUGCAGGAUUGAUGCUCACACGUCAAGGUCCCAAAGUCCUGGAGUUCAACUGUCGAUUUGGAGACCCAGAGACCCAAAUCCUCAUGACCCUCUUGAACACCGACCUCUUCGAGAUCAUGAAGUCCUGCUGCGAGGGCAGACUCUCAUCCUUGGACAUUGAUUGGCACAAGGGGAGGUUCUCAGCAGGCGUCAUCCUGGCGUCCAGGGGGUACCCAGCAUCAUCCUCCAAGGGUCAAGUAAUUUCUCACGUCGAGGAGGUCCUGCGUGAGCCUGCGACCCACAUCUUCCACUCGGGAACCUCGGAGUCAUCGACUGGCGAGCUUCUGACGAAUGGGGGGAGAGUCCUGAUGACAGUGGCACUGGCUCCGACGUUGGAGCUUGCAGCUGCCAAGGCAACUGUGGCUGCGAGGACGAUAUCCUUCGAGGGAAAGCAGUUCAGAACUGACAUCGCCCACAAGGGCAUCGCCAGGACCAUCCUCAAGGUCGGGAAGAUGUCGUAUAAGGCUUCUGGGGUUGACAUUCAGGCUGGAGAUGAUCUGGUGUCCAGGAUCAAGCCGUUAGUGGCCUCCACCAAUCGCUCGGGGGUUCUGGGCGCAAUUGGAGGGUUUGGGGGACUUUUUGAUACUAAAGCCGCUGGGUUUCAGGAUCCGAUCCUUGUUUCUGGGACUGAUGGGGUUGGGACGAAACUGAAGAUUGCUAUGGAGAUCAACAAGCAUGACACAGUGGGAAUCGACCUGGUGGCGAUGUGUGUCAACGACGUCCUGGCCCACGGGGCCGAGCCCCUCUUCUUCCUCGACUACUUCGCCUGCGGGCACCUCGACGUCUCCCAGGCCACGAGCGUAAUCACCGGAAUAGUGGAGGGCUGCCGGCAAGCGGGCUGUGCCCUCGUGGGUGGGGAGACCGCGGAGAUGCCGGACUUCUACCCCCCAGGGGAGUACGACCUCGCGGGGUUCGCAGUGGGGGCAGUGGAGCGCUCUCAACUCCUCCCGAGGACCUCCGAGAUCCUCCCGGGGGAUGUGGUCAUCGGUCUGCCGUCUUCCGGGGUCCACUCCAACGGAUUCUCUCUGGUGAGAAAAAUCCUGAGGCUCGCGGGGAAGGGCUUUGAGGAUCCGGCGCCCUUCGGCCCCUCUGGAAGGACAAUUGGGGAGGAACUCCUGGUGCCGACGAGGAUUUAUGCCAGAUCCAUCGUCCCAGCGCUCAAAAUGGGAGCUGUCAAGGCGUUUGCUCACAUCACUGGGGGUGGACUCACGGAGAACAUCCCCAGGAUCCUUCCCGAGGGGGUGGGGGUGGUGAUUGAUGCCGACAAGUGGAGGAUUCUCCCGGUUUUUGGGUGGCUGGCGGCCACCGGGGGCAUCUCGGAGGGGGAGAUGCUGAGGACUUUUAAUUGCGGAGUGGGAGGGGUCAUUGUUUGCGGUGCGGAGGACCAGGAGAGGGUCCUGGAGGUGCUCCAGGGGCAGGGGGCGGCGGUGAUUGGGGCGGUCAGGGGGCUUGGGGCGGAGGGGGGGGAGAGGGUCGUUGUGGAGAAUUUUGGGAGGAGUUUGGCGAGGGAGAUGAGGGGACAUGUGCCCGCGGUGGUGAGGCGGCUCGAGGAGCGCGGGAAGAGGGUGGGGGUCCUGAUAUCUGGGAGCGGGACCAAUCUCCAGGCCCUUAUCGACGCCACGGAGGAUCCGCUGCAGCAGGUCGGGGCCAAGAUCGUGGUGGUUGUAGCGAAUAAGGGGGGCGUGGAGGGACUGAGGAGGGCUGAACGCGCUGGGAUCCCUACCAAGGUGAUCAAACACACGGAAUAUCCCAGCAGAGAGGCCUUCGACACCGAAAUGGACUCAGUCCUUCGAGGGUACGGCGUGGAGAUAGUCUGUCUCGCCGGAUUCAUGAGGAUAUUGUCAGAGAAAUUCGUUAAGAGUUGGAAGGGAGCUCUCCUCAACGUUCACCCAGCACUUCUCCCCUCUUUCAAGGGUGCCCAUGCCCACAAGGAUGCCCUCGCGAUGGGAGUGAGGGUCUCCGGGUGCACAGUCCACUUCGUCGAGGUGGAGAUCGAUUCUGGGGCUAUCAUCGAGCAGGAAGCUGUUCCAGUACUCCCAGGGGACACUGUGGAGACCCUCCAAGAGAGGGUCAAGGUCGCUGAACACAAAUGCUUCCCCAGGGCUCUCAAAUACCUUGCCACUGGGAGAAUCCAUCUCAAAGAUGAUGGAACUCUACACUGGAACUACUGAAAAAUUCUAUUUCUAAUUCUAUUCAAUUUUUUUUACGAUAUUAAGACUUUUUUGUAUUCUAAUGGUCCUUAGAAUAAAUAUUUUCAGGUUUAUUGCCAAUGAGAA
This is a messenger RNA of Diachasma alloeum, 3349 nucleotides long. It is a transcript of the gene Gart, whose product is annotated as trifunctional purine biosynthetic protein adenosine-3. The coding region runs from base 212 to 3244 and encodes 1010 amino acids. Gene Ontology annotation, cellular component: cytosol. The transcript has 7 exons. Lineage: Eukaryota; Metazoa; Arthropoda; Insecta; Hymenoptera; Braconidae. Gene Ontology annotation, biological process: 'de novo' IMP biosynthetic process; adenine biosynthetic process. Gene Ontology annotation, molecular function: phosphoribosylamine-glycine ligase activity; phosphoribosylformylglycinamidine cyclo-ligase activity; metal ion binding. The record is from RefSeq and is a predicted model, not a curated record.